AUUUAGAAAAUGAGAAAUUAGAUAAUUAUGAAUUGAAAGAGAAUGAAUUAGAAGAGAAUGAAUCAGAGGAGGAUGAAUCAGAAGAGAAUGAAUUAGAAGAAGAUGAAUCAAAGGAGGAUGAAUCAGAGCAGAAUGAAUCAGAGAAGGAUGGAUUGGAGGAUGAAUUAGAGGAGGAUGAAUUGGAGGAGGAUGAAUAG
Molecule: messenger RNA, 197 nt
Organism: Racocetra fulgida
Lineage: Eukaryota; Fungi; Glomeromycota; Glomeromycetes; Diversisporales; Gigasporaceae
Source: the annotation of a GenBank genome assembly